AUGCCUUCCGGUAUGCGAACAUAUGGCACUCGCCGACGUUAUGUGAGUAAAGAUAAUGCCAUAUGGGCCUCUUUGGACGAAUUACCUCAAGCAUUACACAUGAUUGACACUAAUGUAACAAACAACGAAUUUAAUAAGCAUACCUCGUCUUUUUCGCUUGAAAUUGAUAAAAAGUCUUCGGGCGCUAAAAGGAGUGAAGAUAAAUCAGUUAAAUCAUUACCUAAGGCUGUUGAUAAAACAGAUGGAAGACAUUCAAAGAGUAAUUUGCAUUUGGUGCCCACGAUUGUUGUUCCAAGUCAUGGUAGGAAUAUAAAUGAAACAAAAGAUAACAGUGCUCUGAAUACUUCUACUUCUGAACCGAAGUCGACUUCGGAUACAAAUACACGGCUUCAAGAAAAUUCUCACAAAAUGCCAACCCAGCUUGCAUUCCUACUAGGUUUAGUGGAUCAAGAAAUGCCGGUUUCUUUUAAAGAUUAUAUUAAAUCGUUCAAAUCUCCUAUAUACAAAAUCGGGGAAGCUAGCUAUAGUGAGGUCUUCAAAGUAGAGAAGGAUGAGCCAAUUGUUUUGAAAAUUAUGCCUUUUGGAAAAAAAAAUCAGAUUCGCUGUUCAGACAUCAUAAACGAGCUAAAAAUUACUAAAAAGCUUAGUAAACUUGAAGGUUAUGUAAAUCUUCGACGUGCAAUUAUUGUCAAAGGAACAUAUCCAUCAAUUUUAAUCGAAGAAUGGGACAAAUACGAUUUGCAGAAAGAAUCUGAGAAUGAACGACCAAACCGGUAUCAUUCAUCUCAGCUGUAUUGUAUACUAUGCUUAAAUCAUAGUGGUACAGACUUGGAGCAUGUGGAACUGUCUAAUUGGUUUGAAGCUUGGUUGAUUUUUAAUAAAACAAUGAAGGUUCUUGCAAUUGGCGAAAGAAAUUUUGAAUUUGAACAUAGAGAUAUGCAUUGGGGGAAUAUAUUAAUAAAGAGACGAGACGAUGAGGACCUCUCAUAUUUAUUGGAUGAAGUGUCCUUUGAUGAAUUCGAUUCUUCUAAUACUUCAUUGACAGUGCCAGAACGAAGCUCUACUGCUGAUUCACUUGACAUUACCUUAAUUGAUUUUACAUUGGCUCGAAUGCGACAUACAGGUUCGUCAUCUCCUAUAUUUAAUGAAUUUGAUGACCCUGAUUUAUUUAAUGGACGAGAUGACUAUCAAUUUGAUAUUUACAGACUGAUGGCCAAAGUUACUAAAGGGCAUUGGGAUGAAUACUUUCCAAAAACUAACAUUCUCUGGUUACAUUAUUUAUUACAUCAAAUUCUGUAUAGGAAAACCAUCCCUAAACCUCGCGAUCAUCAUGAGCAACAGUUGAUGGAACGUCUUAAAAAACUGUUUAAGUUAUUAGAACCGCUCCAGCGUUCCCGAAGAGGGUCGUGUCCUCUCCAGAACUGUGCGUUUUCUUCCGCCACUUCUCUUGAUGAAUGGGUCAGUCAGCGGUUUGAUGAGUGA
Schizosaccharomyces osmophilus is the source of this 1482-nucleotide messenger RNA. RefSeq names its product haspin related kinase Hrk1 (gene hrk1). The coding region runs from base 1 to 1482 and encodes 493 amino acids. Gene Ontology annotation, molecular function: ATP binding; histone H3T3 kinase activity. The record is from RefSeq and is a predicted model, not a curated record. Gene Ontology annotation, biological process: protein phosphorylation; mitotic cell cycle; intracellular signal transduction. The transcript has 2 exons. NCBI's taxonomy places the organism in Eukaryota, Fungi, Ascomycota, Schizosaccharomycetes, Schizosaccharomycetales, Schizosaccharomycetaceae. Gene Ontology annotation, cellular component: cytoplasm; nucleus.